ACGUUCCCUUUUUUCGGUGACUUGUUCACUUUUGCUGUUAGCAUUUUCCAUUUUCUCUUUUAAAUCUGUUCAUCGAAAGUGGGAGUUUUAUUGUAUAUACACCAUUAUGGCUACCAUACCAUUCUAUCAGACCAAUAGAAAUGCUUUUACGUCACAAUCAUUUUUCGGAUCAAUAUUUCCCCUUGUGCCCACACACAUGUACACUUCCACAAGGAAAGCGAGACCAACACAUUGUGCACGUACCGUAAAUGUAUGUGUGCAACAUGGAAAAACGCUUUUCGUUCGCUUUUAGUCUCAUUUUCACCUCUAACGCAGCUAGGUCCUCGACCAAAGGCGCGUAUUCCUACCAAAAACCAAAUACAGUUGAAUUAUUCAAAAAGUAUCGAAAAUUGUAUUUAUAAAAAAAAAACCAAAAAUAAACGACAAUUGCUUUACAAAAAAAAAGAGAAAUGCUACAACAAUAGAACUGUCAAAGCUUCAAAAAAUCUAUAUAAAUUGAUUGAACUUAAAAAUUCAGCCGAUUUUGAGUUUGUUCUUCAUAAGAAAUAAAAAAAAAAUAUAAACAACAUCAAAUAAAUAAAAAAAAUUCCAUGUUCAUUGAAAAAGCAUUCAAAUUGAAGAAAAUUCCAUCUUAAUUUAAAAUCAAUCGAGUUAUUUUGGUGGUGAAAUUUGCCGCCAAACAACAAUCGAAACGAAUUGUUGUGUGUCCGAUUUUCUUUUCAGUGAUAAUAAUUAAUUUGAGUAUCGGUUUAAAUGCUUGAAAGAAGCCACUUUCAAGCUAAGCGCUUAGCAAACGCACAUGUGUCGGUUACAUUUUAGGACAAGAAACAGUCCCUCACAAAAAACAUCCUUGCGUUGGGGAGAUAGCUGUUUCAUCUGUAACACCAAUCAUUGAUGUCUAUUACAAAUCGCUAAUCAAUUGGUUGCAAUCCACCAAACAUCAACGAAUUUAUUCAAAUCAAUAACAAACACAAGUUUUGCUUAAGUAGCAACGAUUUUAACAUCAAAUCCAGUACAAGUCGCUCGAUCGAGGCAAAAAGGUUGAGCCAAAUCAUCUAUAAAUUAAGUACGAUUCGAAGAUCUAACAAAAGAAUACAAAAAAACCGUAUUCGAAAUCCUUGUUUGUUUCAAUACUCUUUUCCCUUCUACUGGAAUUCAACUAUUUGACUCGCGAUCAUCAAAUCAGAAAGGAACACUCAAUUGAAAUUACAUUUUUUUGGAAAUGCUUAUUUAUACACGUGAAAAGUGAUUGUGUUCUAAUUUGCGCAAAGUGUUCAGUUUCCAAGAUUCUAAAAUCAACAACAGAAAAAAAACUCUGUACGUGAAAUUCGAAUAAAACUCUCAUUCACUCCUCAACUAUUCAAAAAACGGGGAUUAUAUAAUCCCAAUCAUCCAUAGUAAAAAUAAAACAAUUUUGAAGUCAUUUAAAAAUGAAUGUUGCUUAAAAAAAGCGACCGAAGAAGUAAAGGAGCUCGUAUACUAGAAUUCAAUUCAAACAAUCAUAAUUUCCAAGUAUAACUGUGGUAGUGUUUAGCUUUUGCAAAUCGAUUCGUGAUUUCCGACGAUUGCAACAAUAGAGCUGCCAAACACACAAAUAUACACAAAGUUUCCUUCGUUGGACUUUGUGUUCGAGCGCACAUAUCAAUUUAACCCCUAACAUAUUUUAUUGAAACAUAUAAGGAGGCUAGAAAAAGCUUCACAAAACUGCCGUAAACAUGAUUAACUUAGCUGGCGUUGUUAGUAUCGUCCUAUUUUAUUUACUCAUUUUGGCGGUUGGAAUAUGGGCUGGUCGAAAAAAAGAAGAAGGAAAUGAUUCUGAAGAAGAGGUUAUGCUGGCUGGCCGUUCGAUCGGUUUAUUCGUUGGCAUUUUCACGAUGACAGCCACAUGGGUGGGUGGUGGUUAUAUAAACGGUACUGCUGAGGCAAUUUAUACCAAAGGUUUGGUUUGGUGUCAAGCACCAUUUGGCUAUGCAUUAAGUUUGGUCUUUGGUGGCAUAUUCUUUGCGAAUCCAAUGCGAAAACAGGGUUACAUCACAAUGUUGGAUCCGCUACAGGAUUUGUUUGGUGAACGUAUGGGUGGAUUGCUAUUUUUGCCAGCAUUAUGCGGUGAAGUGUUUUGGGCGGCUGGCAUCUUGGCUGCAUUAGGUGCCACACUUGCUGUUAUUAUUGACAUGGAUCAAAAUUCAUCGGUUAUUUUGUCGGCGAUGAUAGCUGUAUUUUAUACAUUGUUUGGUGGCUUGUAUUCGGUUGCGUACACAGAUGUGAUUCAAUUAUUCUGUAUAUUUGCCGGUCUGUGGAUGUGCAUUCCAUUUGCAUGGGGAAAUAAACAUGUAAAAAGUUUGAGUGACAUGGAAGUCGAUUGGAUUGGCGAAGUUGAUCCGCGUCAACAAUGGUAUUAUAUUGACAACGGUUUGUUGCUCAUUUUCGGUGGAAUUCCAUGGCAAGUGUAUUUCCAGCGUGUACUGUCAAGUAAAACGGCCGGACGAGCACAGAUUCUAUCGUAUGUGGCUGCGUUCGGUUGUAUUCUAAUGGCCAUUCCACCAGUUUUGAUUGGAGCCAUUGCUAAGGCAACACCAUGGAAUGAAACUGGUUACACCGGCCCUUGGCCUCUCACAGCCAAAGAACAAAGUAUGGUUUUGCCAAUGGUACUACAAUUUUUAACGCCAGACUUUGUAUCAUUCUUUGGAUUGGGCGCUGUUUCAGCGGCUGUUAUGUCAUCAGCUGAUUCGUCUGUUCUAUCAGCGGCUUCAAUGUUUGCACGUAACGUGUAUCGACUCAUUUUUCGUCAAAAUGCAUCCGAAAUGGAAAUCAUCUGGGUUAUGCGAAUUGGAAUCUGUGUUGUUGGCAUUUUAGCUACCGUUAUGGCAUUAACCAUCCCAUCAAUUUAUGGACUAUGGUCUAUGUGCUCUGAUUUAGUUUAUUGCAUCCUAUUUCCACAGUUGUUGAUGGUUGUUCACUUCAAAAAUCACUGCAACACAUACGGAAGUUUGGCGGCUUAUAUUGUUGGUUUGGUGGUUCGUAUCUCCGGUGGUGAAAGUCAAAUUGGUAUACCAGCAUUUAUCGAAUAUCCUGGAUAUGAUGAAGAUGCCCAAGAACAACUAUUUCCAUUCCGUACAUUGGCCAUGCUAUUGAGUUUAAUCACGCUUUAUGGUGUUUCGUAUUACACAAAAUUCAUUUUUGAAACCGGUCGACUUGCACCACAAUAUGAUUAUUUUAGAUGCGUCGUCAAUAUUCCAGACGAUGCAAUUCGUGUUGGUGAUCCAUCCGAAGUGGGCGAACAAUUACAUGUCAUGGCUGGUCCCAUGGCAAAGAUUUACGGUGCCGCAACAAUGGUUGGAAAAGAUGAAAUGAAUGGCCGUAUCAAUCCGGCUAUGGAAAUAGAUGAUGAUCUACCAGCUGCAGAGGCCGAACGUAAUCGAAAAAUUGUUGAAGAUGUGAAAAAGAGAGUUGCCGCAUUGCCACCGACGACAGAAGGAAAUACAAAUUUCUAAAGCGGCUUUUCGUUUAACCAGUUUUAGAACAAAAAAAUGAAAUUUAAAGCACAUUCAUUUCGGUUUUACAACAGAUUUCGAAACAUAUUCAGUUCUUUGAUUUUGUACAUUUUUCGUAUAAUUUCGCUAUUCAACUCAAAUAGAACACUUAUAAAUCACACAUACUCACUCCGGUUCUAAUUGAUUAUCACAGCUGAAAUCGAAGUGAAAUGAAGAACAAAGACUUGAUUAAUUGAGUGAUCACUGGGUGGUGUAAAUAGAAUAACGCCAUAUUGACUUUGUUGCGUUCAUUUUUGACAUCGAAAUUGAUCAGAUACCAUUUUAUUUUCAAUGAAAAUUUCAUUUUUAAUGAAAAUAUACAUAUAUAUAUAUAUAAAAUGUAACAUGUGUUUCACAACCAAAAAAAAAGAAGAAUAAUAAUAACAAUAAUAUUUACAAGAGAUGAUGAAUAUAAAUAAAGGGAAACAUAAAUCUGCAAUUAUUUUUAAAACCGAAUACAUAUCAUGUUGAUGCAACGGAAACAGAUACAUAUCAAACUGCAUACUAUUUUAAAUGUACAAAAAAACACACAAUUAUAAGAUUACUAUGGAAUGAAAAAAGAAAGGAAAAUUCGGAUGCAAUUAAAAUGAUUUUUAUUCUAAAGAAAUUGCUUAACGUUUCUUUUUGGUUGCAUCCUUUUUUUAAUUUUUCGAUGUUAUUAUUUAAAAAAAAAGAUAUACUUCUUCCUAAAAUUAUUUAUUUUAGCUCAUUUUUUGAACUCAACCACUGCUUGAAAUCAAUGAGGAAAGGUGCUUUAUAUAGAUGUUAUAUAAAAAUAUAUGAAAAAAGUAGGAUGAACUAUUAUGCAAUUGAUUUGAGUAUACUGUAAAUUUACUAUCAAUAGCGGUGGCUCUACUAAGUUGUUAACGUAAUUUAUAGUCAAUUCAAAUAAGAUCAACAAAAAAAUAAAAUAAACGAACAUACACACAUAUCGAAAAAUUCAUUGAUGAUCAAGGAAAAAAAUCAACUCACAAAAUAUGCAACGUACAAAUAAUAAGGUAUAGUAAAAAAGCAAAAAAUUUACUGAAAAAGUGAAACUUUAUCUACAAUGAUAGACAAAUAUUUGCUUUUAAUUUGUUUUUCGUAAAAAUAUUCGAUUGAUUUAUCAUCUUAUUAUUUUCAUGCAAGUUAAAAACAUAAUGAAUAAAGUAUGAUGUUAGCAAUGCAAAAAAAAUGUAAAGGACACAAUAUUUAGAAAAGAACACACACACAUACACACAACAGCUUGUCUAGAGAACUGAAUAUACUAGAUUUUUAGAUGCUGUUUAUCAAAUCACAAAAAAAAAAAAUUAUAUAUGUGUAAAAUGUGCAUAGAAGAAUGUUCUUCAUGUAUACAACAGUAUUUGGAACGAUUUUUCUUCUCCAUAAAAUGAUGACAAUUACAAGGAGAAUAGACCAAGAGCCACUCUAACAAGUAACUU
Messenger RNA from Contarinia nasturtii (swede midge), 4951 nucleotides. RefSeq names its product high-affinity choline transporter 1 (gene ChT). The record is from RefSeq and is a predicted model, not a curated record. Gene Ontology annotation, cellular component: plasma membrane. The coding region runs from base 1716 to 3491 and encodes 591 amino acids. Gene Ontology annotation, biological process: acetylcholine biosynthetic process; transmembrane transport; choline transport. Lineage: Eukaryota; Metazoa; Arthropoda; Insecta; Diptera; Cecidomyiidae. The transcript has 8 exons. Gene Ontology annotation, molecular function: choline:sodium symporter activity.